GAGAGCCAACAUGCCGUUCCCGCCGCAAGCGAUUGUCGUCGUCGUCCUCGUCUGUCUGGUACCGGUUUAAAGACGUGUCGGAACAAAGUCCUCGGCUGCCUGUCUCGCCUUCUCGCGCACAGUUCGUGCCUAUCGUGAAAGAAACACAAAUUACCGUAUAGGUCGCAUGUUUGCAUUGAAAUAAUCGCCGUCGCGCAAAAUUGUUUUUCGAUGACAUUUGUGAGCAUCGUUGUGAACGUUUAUGUAAGACGAACCGUGAACCGCAUCGUCUAUUAUAAUUUCCCCAAAAAUUCGUCCGUUAUCCUUCGUUAGCAUCAUUUACCUCGCGUUCAUCAUUUUAUUUGUCGCUGUUUCCGUCUUUAUCUAUCAUUUCUUGUUUCAUCUUUGUCGUUUCCCAUACCCCCUCUCUUUGUUCAUCCUUCCGUCAUCGUCUCGUCGGUCGCGGAAGGCAGACGGGACACGAAGCGCACGGAUUUAUAUUCGUGUAGCGCAGGAGAGUUUAGCAGCUUCGUAAAUAUGGCGUGUGAACCGUGGUGCUUUAACCGUGGCUGUGACGAAGCUCCCCGACGAUGGCUGUUCAUCCUGUUGCUGGCUUUCUGCGUACUCGGACAACUCGGUUUGAGCCUUGCGGACAACGAGCUCAAUCGAUACCAUUAUGAGGAAGAGCACGCGGAAGGACAGUCGUCGCUCGAACAUGGACCAGUUGAUGAAAUCUCUUACUUGUCAGAUGAAGAUACAGCUAAUGAUGAAGAAGCGUUUGAAAGACAUCGUCGGGACGUCGGUAAAGUCGACGAGAAAGCAACCCUCUCGACCGAACAAACUCCACAUGAGCAACAACAACCACGGCAACAGGUCGCGUCGCAGCAGUCACAAUCACAGUCACAGUCGCAACCACAACAACAACUGUUAAAGGUUGCAAAUUCGUCGAAAGUGCAAAUAAAUGUUUCCUAUUUUACGGAUUACAUGACAGAAUCCUCGGUUUCUACAUCACCCCCAUCCUUGUCCACGUUUUCGACGGCCGAACAAGAACCUGCGAUGACUUCAGCUACAGUCGGUGAACAGGAGACUUCGACAAAACAGUCGAUGAAACUUAUUCGAAAAAAUCCUACUAACAAGGAAUCGGUUCCACUUAUAGAACGAGGUAAUUCUAAUGCCACAAAUACAUCAACCGAGACUAAUAAAAACCUGACGAAAGAAACAGAAACCGAAAUGGAAUCUACGGAUAACAAGGACGAUACCGAUGGCAAUAUUGGAGACAUAUCCAUUAGCAAAUUUUCGGAUUUAACGAACAAAACUCUGACCCAGCAUAAUAUUAUGAAAACGGAGAACGACACGCAUCAAUAUUACAACAGCACAUUUAUCAUCGAUGAAACCGUGGGGAAAAAGUACUGGGUAGAUAUAGACAAUCAUCCGGAUUUGAAAGUCAAUUACUUACUCAGUCAAAGCCACCGUCGAGCUGCGACAGUCAAAUUGAAAUUCGAUUUCCCUUUCUACGGUCACAAAGUUCGCAACAUCACCAUUGCCACCGGUGGAUUUUUAUAUACUGGCGAGUACGUUCACAGCUGGCUAGCUGCCACACAAUAUAUAGCACCAUUAAUGGCGAAUUUCGAUACUCGUUUAUCUAAUGACAGUUACGUGAAAUAUGUCGACAACGGAACGGCAUUUACGGUCGUGUGGGAGAAGGUGGUAUUGCAAGACAAACCAGAUGCCGGUGCAUUCACUUUCCAGGUAACACUGCAUCAGAAUGGUGAUAUUGUAUUCGUAUACUCGGUCAUUCCACUGACAGUCGAACUCAUUGAAGACAGGGCGCAUCCUGUUAAAGUUGGUCUUAGCGAUGCAUAUAUCAUGGACAGGAUAGUUUUCUUCGUUCGCAAAAAAACAAUCUACGAGUACCAUCGUGUAAACUUUAAUCGACAGGAUAUCAGAAAUUGGACAGUGAUUUAUCUAAAUGCAUUACCCACUUGUUUAGAAAUGGAUAAUUGCAGGGAUUGUUUGACAAAACUAAAAGAUUUUGAUUGCAAGUGGUGUUCAGAAUUAAAUCAAUGCAGUACUGGAACGUUUAGGUCACGACAGGAUUGGCUAUUGAAAGGUUGUGAUGUACGGAUGAUAAAAGAAGUUGACAAUUGUCCGUUACCAACUACAACACGUAAGGAACAUAUCGAUGAAUAUAAUCACGUUUUACAUAUGCAUUCAGAAGAAACUGUUACCGUUAGUGAAAUGAAUGCAAAGCAUUCUGGAACGAGUCCUUUUGAGCGUUCACGGGACAAUAUGAACAUAGGAGUGUCAGGAAUUAUCGGAAUUCUUUUUGUAAUUGCUUUAGUCGUAGCUUUAGCAGCUUGGGCUGCAUAUGCUUAUCGCAAUCCUCAUAGUGCGUCCGGGCAAAUGUUAAUUAGGUAUCGACCAAGUCAGUGGAGUUGGCGAAGAGGAGAAGCACGCUAUACAGCAGCAACGAUUCACAUGUGAAAAACGUGUAAUCGAGAUGCAAUCAGCAAUUAGUACAGAACUGUCGAACCAAACUUCCUACUAAAUAUAUACUGUAUCAAGUCUGCAAGUUUAUGUACGGAACCGUUUGCCUGCAAUGAUGCAUGUGUCGCUUUAUUAAUUGCCAUAUGUGAAUUCAUAAAUCAUACUUGUUGAUAUUAACCUAAAAUACCAUUUUUAAUUAUUAAGAAUAUAUUCAUGUUAAAAAAUAUAUAAUUGUGUUAAAAAAAACAAGUAUUUCAGAUCGUAAGUCAUAUCUUAAACUUAUUAACGCAAAUUUUAGAAGAAAUGGCAAUUAAAUUAUUAGAGACAAAAGUAUAGAAAAAACUUUUCAAAGUGACCUUCGUUGUAUCAGCGGGUAUAAUAACGAGAGUUUAUUGAGAUUUUAAAUUUUGUACAGUAAUGUUAAUGUUAUAGAAACAAGUGAAAACGAGUUUAUACUUACUGUUGCCCGUAAAAACAGAACUGAUCUUUCAUACCGCAUAAUUUAUCUAAAAUUUUCUUUUUAAUAGUUACUGCAUCGUAAUAUUCGAAAGAUGAAAUAUUUUUAGAGCAAAUGAUGAGAAUGCAUAAUGACUUAACGAAAACAUUUAUGUUUUCUGAUUCAAAGUAACCGUAUUGUUGAAAGACGGGCAAAAAAUCCUUCUCUUGGAUA
Eufriesea mexicana is the source of this 3136-nucleotide messenger RNA. RefSeq names its product plexin domain containing lethal (1) G0289. Bases 517 to 2463 code for a protein of 648 amino acids. Lineage: Eukaryota; Metazoa; Arthropoda; Insecta; Hymenoptera; Apidae. The transcript has 8 exons. The record is from RefSeq and is a predicted model, not a curated record.